Molecule: messenger RNA, 943 nt
Organism: Coprinopsis cinerea okayama7#130
Lineage: Eukaryota; Fungi; Basidiomycota; Agaricomycetes; Agaricales; Psathyrellaceae
Exons: 2
Coding region: 40-864 (274 amino acids)
Cellular component (GO): nucleus
Source: RefSeq, a predicted model, not a curated record
CAACGACGACCCUCGAAACCCAAGCCCCUUGCACAAACGAUGGCCAAUGAAGACAGAACCUCAGUUUUGGUCUCGACCUUUCCUCCUUUCCCAACUCUGAACCUGUUGGUGCCGUCGUCGACACCAGUUUCGUCGGUGUAUUCUUUACUGGUCGACCGAUAUCCUUCCCUUCCUCAUGAACUGGCUUCGACGUUGCUCAUCACUACCCAGACUGGGUAUGCCCCGGACGAUGAAACCACACUAUCCACGCUAUGCUCUGAAGAUAGCAACUUGGUGACCUUACGCCUGGCACCACGGAUAUUGGGAGGAAAAGGAGGUUUUGGUAGUCAACUGCGUGCUGCAGGCGGUCGGAUGAGCAGCCAGAAGACCAACAAUAAUGAUUCAUGCCGUGACCUAUCUGGAAGGCGAUUGAGCACAAUUCGGGAGGCAAAGAAGCUUGCAGAGUACCUGGAAUCUGAACCAGAGCGUUUGGCUGCAAAGGCGGAGGCACAAAAGGCUAAGCUUGAGGCUUUGGAACGCAAGCUCGGUAUCGACCCGAAUGCAAAGCCCGGAGAAUCCAGCAACAUCCCUCCCGAGAUCUUGGCCGGCAAGAAGCACAAAUUGGACAGUGAAUACGUUGAACAAACCAAGGAGCUGUCUGAGAACGUCAAGAGUGCAGUCUCCGCUGCGUUCUUGAAGAAGAGGAAGAAGGCAAAGACGAGCCAUAGCCCCUCCGAGGGUACCACUCCCAAACCAGACGCUGCAAAGAAGGAUGCCAAGGCUGAAGAGGCCACUCCGGCAACAGCUACACCCACUUUGGAGGAGAAGGCGAAAGAGGUCCCUCCAGCGGUUGUGGCGACUCCUUUGGACGCCAUCGGCGCUUAAAUACCUCUGGUUAACAUGCAUGACCCCGUUUCCUGUAUAAUUAUUGAUUCCACCUGUAUUCCAAGGCGUCAAUUUCUUU